AUGUGGCCCUUGUCCUCCCGACCGUCCGACUCGGCCGUGGUAGGCGACGUCAAGGUGGCGCUUCCCCCGCCUCUGGGCGCGCUGGACCUGCGUGACAGGCGAUUCCAAAUAGGUUCUGUGCGCAGCGCCAGCUACCCGAGCAGCAACCCCGGGGAGCUCAGCAGCGGCAGCCAAAGCAGCAAGCUCGCCCUGCAUGUGUCAGCUUCUGGCGGCGGCGCGACAGACGACGCCGGCCAGCAGCAGCAGCAGCAACCACCACCACCACCUUCGGCAGGGUCUUUGAAAUACAUUCUAGAGCAUCCACAGCACGCAUCUUCUGCCCCGUCGUUAUUAAAACACUCACAUUCUUCAUCCUCAUCUUCAUCAUUAUCCCUAUCACUGGACAGCAAUAAAACAGGUGUCGCAUCCAAAGAAAUCGGCGAGGGCAGUUCCCGUGGACCGACACCGUCGCCAGCGAUUGGAGACCUGCAACUUUCAUCCAAAAACUCAUUACGAAAUCUUCAAUCUCAAUCGUCUGCCCAGUCGACAUCAGCCCCGACCUCGGCUUCGGCAACGACAAAACCCCAAGAUCGACCCAAAUCCAGAAAGGAGGAUCGCCGACUCAACAAGCUCCGCCGCCGCGCCAGGACAAUGGAGCCGCCCGUGCUCUCCUUCUACGGCGCCCAGCCGGUGCCGCUGCAGUCGCGCUUCGCCACCAUCAAGCGUCGUCUGAUUGCCGGUCGCGAGAAGGAGGUGGCCGCCAGCUGGGCUCGGCUCAUCGUCGCCCUCAACGCUGAGAUGGCUGCCAUCCGGGAGACUUCAUCGUCGCUCGAGCUGAUGGGCGCCAUCGACUAUGCCGAUAUUGAGGACCCCGAGCGCAUCGCCGAGUUUAGUAAACUGCUCAAACGUUUCGGCGUGGGUGUCGUCCGUGGCGUCGUCCCACCCCGCGACGCCGAGGCCUGGGUCGAGGAGACGAGGAGAUACCUCGAAACCAAGCACGACAUCAAGCCGCCUCCGCCGCAGGACCCGACCUGUUUCGACUUCUUUUGGACACCAGCUCAGAUCAGGGCCAGGGCGCACCCACACGUGCUCCGUGCCAUGAAGUUCGCCAUGGGUUUGUGGGACUCGACCGAGGAGGAUCGCAUGGCCACCCGUUUCCCCAUCACCUACGCCGAUCGUAUCCGCAUUCAUGUCAACUCCAACGCCGCCCCCGCACCUUCAGCACAAAGUGAACCAAGUCCCGAGAUGACAGCCGCGGCAGUCACAACACCUGCACCCACCCCCGCACCAGCAGCAGCAGCAGCCAUCGCCACCGCACCUGAACCUUCCGAGCAAACUGCACCAUCAGCGCCGGCAUCCUCUUUACCGUCACCAACCACAGCAGCGGCAGCAGCCGACACUGCCGCUGCCGAAAAUUCAGGUAUCAUCAUCGCUCAGGUCGACGGUGGGUCGCUUGAACGCUGGGAGCCCGACGGGUACGGGCGCAGCGGGACGUAUGAUUCCAUCUUCCGUGGCGACUGGGAAGACUACGACCCGUGGGAUGCGGCAGGGCGGAUCAGUGCGACGCCAGACCUGUACAACGGCGCCGGUGCGUGCAGCAUCUUCCGCAUGUUCCAGGGCCUCGUCGCUUUGACCCAAGUCCAACCGGGCAUGAUCAGACUGCUCCCGUCGCCCAAGCUCGUCACGGCUUAUUUCCUCCUGCGGCCCUUCUUCUCUCCCAAAAAGCCUGCACCAGAGGGUGCGGCACGCGAGGGCCCGGAAUGGGAAGCCUUCCUCCACCCGGACAAUUGGGAACUGGACGGGGAGCAAAGCACCAUCAUCCACGGCGCGGUGCCGGGUCACGCACAACGUGUCACCGAGCUGUGGCACCCGCACCUCGACCUCAAGCGGACCUUGGUCACGCCGCCGGACCUGCAGGCGGGCGACUACAUCAUCUGGCAUUGCGAGACGGCCUACACCAUCACGUCGUCGGCUGUUUCUUCGUCCUCGUCCCCGACGACAGCAGCAGCCGAGCCGAGUACCCCCGUCCCCAAGGCGACCAACACCGACGGGCCACGCCACGAACGCUUCAUGGUGUACGCCCCCGCGUGCCCGCUCACGCAGACCAACGCGCUGUACAUGGCGCGGCAGCGCAAGAACUUUCUCCGCGGUCAUCCGGGUCCGGACUUUGACAGCACAGGGACGGGGCUGGGGACAGAGGCGCCGCACGUGGGGCGGCUCGGGGAGAAGGAGAUUCGUGAGGUUGGUGGUGAGGAAGGGCUGAGGGCCAUGGGUCUCGCGCCGUGGAGCGCAGGGAUCGGUGGGGGACAGAGCGACGACGGGUCGUCGGCCGAGGAAGGGGGCGCCAAGGCCGACAAGAUGGAUGUCGACGGCGAGAGACCGGCUGGUGGCGAGGCUGAGGCCGACGCUUCAAAGAUGGACGUCGACGAAAAGGCACCGGAGCCGCCGCUUUCGGCUGCUGAGGUGGAGCUGGUCAGGCUCGCCAACAUCAUCCUGUUUCCUGACAAGUACGAGUUUUACAUGGCGACGCGCAACAGCUCGCCGGACGGGAGGGAGAGGGAGGCUUCUUGA
Messenger RNA from Pyricularia grisea, 2550 nucleotides. RefSeq lists its product as uncharacterized. Lineage: Eukaryota; Fungi; Ascomycota; Sordariomycetes; Magnaporthales; Pyriculariaceae. Bases 1 to 2550 code for a protein of 849 amino acids. The transcript has a single exon. The record is from RefSeq and is a predicted model, not a curated record.